This is a messenger RNA of Rhodotorula toruloides NP11, 723 nucleotides long. Its product is annotated as RNA-processing, Lsm domain protein. Lineage: Eukaryota; Fungi; Basidiomycota; Microbotryomycetes; Sporidiobolales; Sporidiobolaceae. The record is from RefSeq and is a predicted model, not a curated record. The coding region runs from base 1 to 723 and encodes 240 amino acids. The transcript has 2 exons.
AUGACCGCCCGUACCGCUUCUCCGGCACUCGCAAACACGUCUGCAGGCGGCGCACCCGCUCGCAAAGCGACACCCUCAUCAUCUUCCUCGCCCGCACCAACCCCCUCCGCCUCGUCCAUGCCAGACCUGUCGACGCUGCUGAACACGCCGAUCAAGGUCACAAUCGCAGCGACAGGCGACGUGCCGCAGCGAGACUUGGAGGGCGCCCUCUUUACCUACGACUCGUCCUUUGUCGUCCUCGCUUCGACUCCCGCAGACACGGCCGCUCGACCGUCGACUCCUCAGCCGUCGAGUGCCCCGCGACGGACAUUCCACUUCCUCCGCACCUCGCAAAUCACCUCCGUAUUCGUCCUUCCGUCUUCCUCUUCCUCCGCCCUCGUCGCCCUUCCAUCCCUCUCCACCCCCCUUCCUCCACUCUCGACCUCCCAAGCGGACCUCCAAUCUCGCAUCGACCGCGCAGUCGCAUCAGACCGCUCUGCCCGCGCCCGAGUCGGCCAGGACGUCUCGUCCGAAGCGCAGGCGCUCUUUGACGCUUUCGCAAAGACGCUGCCUGUGCGGUGGGCAGGCAAGAGUUUCGUCGUCAUGGAUGAGGUCGUUGUAGAGGAACCGUAUGCGGUGGGCAACGUCAAGGGCGCGAAGGGAAGCGGCGAGCGAGUCGAGCGGGUCAAGAAGAUCCUCGAAGGAUUGCGCACUCGACUCGGUCUCUCGACGCCUGUCCCCUAG